AUGAGAAAACCCCAACGGCAGUCUUCAACCAAGUACAUGACUUCUGUGCAUCAUGAACUGGGGAAUCUGGACAGCACAUUAUGUAAUCAUAUAUUUUUACCACCAACAACCAUGAACUCUUCGGAGCGAAUGGCGUCUUUACUCGCGGACUCCCUCGAGAAUUUCUUGAAGCGCAGGGGAAAUAUUCUAGAAGAAGCGCGAACACAUCUAGAGUGGUCUUGGGGGCUUGACUAUCGAGAUCUUGAGCAGCACUUGGAACAAUUCUCAAACGAAACACUGGCAGAGCGGCUCCUGACCGACGAGCGAGUCAUCGUGAUCCCCCAUAUUCAUGACCUGCACCAUCUGUCCUUCCGGGACUUUAAAAGAAAGCGAGCCUUUGUGCGCCUACGACCUAUACUAGAGGCCUAUUCUGGCGACCAAACUUUCAGCUACUUUGUUUUGCCGUUGGACUCGACCGACUCCAUUCUACCCCAUCGCCUCGAACUCGCUACUCCUCCUCAUAUUGUCCUAAUUCGAACGGGCGCCAAACUGAUGCGUGCCUAUGGCGACGAACCGGUGGGUGACGACCUGCUGGGCCAACAGCUUGUCGCAAGAGUCCGGAAAGCAUCGGAGACUCGGAAAGACCGUCGAUUUGGGUUUGGCCCAUUACAACUCAGCAUUAUUCUGCGCCUGUACUCAACUUGGACAUACGUGGACCCUGUCCCGCCGGGGUUCAAAGCGGGGCUUGUCGAUUAUGCGCAAGUCGACAAGAAGGUCAUCCAAACUCCGUAUUCCCCUCAAUAUUCGCCAGCACAUGUCGCUAAAUACGAUCCCGAACCCCAGCGGCGGGUCACUGCCCGUGAACUGAGACAAGAUUUCAAUGCCAAGAAAGAACCACUGGCAGAUGCGGACGAUUCUGGUUCAGAAAUCGAGGAUGACUCGAACCCCGCUUGGGCAAAAGACGUUCAACAGUGGGCUCAAGUAGUCUCGCAAACAGCGGAGCGCGAUGAGAGGAUACUCAUCAACGAUAUCACGCCCGACAACAGGCUUGAAGGAUCAAGGACAAUCGCGAGUGUUGAUUUGGCAAGGCCAGACUACCGCGUGCGCUUCAGGCGUCGCUCUAUGGGCCCUUGA
Messenger RNA from Mycena indigotica, 1113 nucleotides. RefSeq lists its product as uncharacterized. The transcript has 4 exons. The coding region runs from base 1 to 1113 and encodes 370 amino acids. Lineage: Eukaryota; Fungi; Basidiomycota; Agaricomycetes; Agaricales; Mycenaceae. The record is from RefSeq and is a predicted model, not a curated record.